Messenger RNA from Helobdella robusta, 1236 nucleotides. RefSeq lists its product as hypothetical. Lineage: Eukaryota; Metazoa; Annelida; Clitellata; Rhynchobdellida; Glossiphoniidae. The record is from RefSeq and is a predicted model, not a curated record. Bases 1 to 1236 code for a protein of 411 amino acids. The transcript has a single exon.
AUGUUGAGCAACCAAAAACACCAACCGCCCAUAGUCUCUCAGAAUUUAACUAACCACCACUACACUCCCAACUAUUUGCAAUUCCACAACAAUCUCUGCAACACCCAUCACACCUCGUCUUCCUCACUCGAGUCAGAUGAUUUAGACGAUGAUGAUGACGACGACGAUGACGAUGACGAUGGUGAUGACGUAAAAAAUAUAAGCAAUGACGUCAUCGAAGCUGAUAGCGACGACGACGACGACGACAGCGUCGAAAUUGACGUAGAGGAAAAUGAUGAUGAGGAAAUGGAGAUUGAAAGCAGCCCAGCACACCCAUCCCUGCUCAGCACUCAUCCGCCCAACAAUCCGCAACAAUCUUCUUUCUCGUCUUCUAUCACUCACAACAACAUCAUCAACAACAGCAACAACGCAUACAACAACAACAACAACGUAUACAACAACAACAACGACAACAUAUACAACAACAACUUCAGCUACGGUAUCAGCUACGGUAUUAGCAACGGCAUCAGCAACAACCCGGCCAAAUUUGCAUCUGCAAUUACCCACCAAAGUGCCAACAGUCACAUAUACACAAACGCCAACAUGAACAACGGCAACAACAACAACAUCACUUACAACAACCUCAUCAUCAACAGCAGCAGCAGCCUAAUCUCUACAAACUCAGUCCAACCUACGGUUAAACUAAUAAACGAUCAGGAUGUGGACAUAUACUCCCGAUGCCCUCGUCAGAAACAUCGCCGCGUAAGCGUUCCCACCAGCAUUCCCUAUCUCUAUCUCUCCAGUCAUCACAACAACAUCAAGCCGUCCAGGAUAUCAUCUCCAUCGUCAUCAUCAUCUGUUGGGAAGCUGAAAACACGGAGGUUCUCCUUAGUGAGCAGUGCCUACAAUCCGGAUUCACCAAUCCAUUCAAGCGUCUUCUCGAGAAAGCUAUCACGUUCUUUUCACAAGUGUUACAAAAACAACUGCGAAUGUUCUGACGCUAAACAUUGUGGUUAUCCAUUUAAUUUAACCAAUGUUUAUCAGCCCCUUCAAAGCGGGUUGUUGAAACUGAAUUGUGCUAACACAGCAACUAACAGUUGCAGAAAUUCUCCAAUGUUUGGGAUUGGUUCUGGCUCGCUGAACGCCUCAGAAAAUGCUCAUACAAACAGUUUAAAUCUGAGUUACGAUAACAACCGCAACAACAUCAGCAGUACCACUUGCCCUGUUAAUGUCAUGAAUCUUAACCAAAUUAUUUGA